AUGCCGCCACAAGUCUUACCCUUCUUUCCUAUCGAACUUUUCAACACUCAUCAAUUGCCAUUACUCCCUCAGAAGAUGCAUGCUGUUCUCGAGACCAUCUCUGAAUGGGCGCCCUUUCAGAUCGACGCCUUAGGCCUAGUCACGAUCUUUGGCGCGAAAGAAAUGAACACAUGUGUUGGGAACCUGACCAAAAGUUGGGUUACGGAAUGGCUUCCCAUCUUGGGAUCAUAUGCUGUGGCUAAUAACGAAAUUGCCGACCCCGAACAUGGUUAUAUCCUUUACAACAUCACCGACGGCAUCAUGGCUACCGAUGUCGCAGCUUGGUUUACACGAUGGCUUUCUUCCUUUCCACCAAAUUACGCGUCAACUGUUAUCAGGCUUAAAAUAGAUGAGAAGCCCCUUCCAGUUGCUCGAAGCAUAUUCGCCAUGGCAAUUGGUGGUUCAGCCAUGGUGCUGUCACUUUGUCUUGCCAUUCUGACAGCAGACCCAUGGGGGAUCGCCAACUCUCUUGCCAUGUGUGGUCAAGUCUUUGUCAGGCAACAUAUGGUCGGACAACUACGAGCCUCAAUGGACAAAACAAUCUCCGACGUUGAUCGUGAUCCCGGCAAAGACGUUAAAACCUUUCUAACGCUACCGAAUGGCAAGGCUGUAACAAUCGUUGGACCCCUGGGAUUAGUGCUGGGCUGUAUCGUCACAGAUGCCCGGCCACUCAAUCCGCGUUACUACUUUCUCGCGCGUGCCAUCGGUUGGGCCUUUUUCGCCACCCAUGCCAUUGCGCUCGGCAUGAGUAACUUGUUCAACCAGAUAGUGACAGUGAUCAUCAUGCUGGUAGGAACCUAUUUGACCGCUACUCGUGUUGGCGACAACUCUGAAAUGAUAGGGUCAGGCCUACGUUUGGAAGUGGAAAUGGGUGACUCUGGGUGGACACGAAGCCAAGCAUACGCGAAUAUCGGAAUGACUCCGGAAGAGGAGGAUAAGAUGGUUCACUGGAGUUUGAUGCCACAGAAAUCAAAUACAAGGUGGUGGAAGAGGUACAAUGCGAGGGAAUUCACCAUGAGUCCAAGGUCAACAGUCAUAAGCCUGGAGCGGCAGUUCGAAGAAGAAGGACCUAGAUAG
Fusarium poae is the source of this 1116-nucleotide messenger RNA. RefSeq lists its product as uncharacterized. The record is from RefSeq and is a predicted model, not a curated record. The coding region runs from base 1 to 1116 and encodes 371 amino acids. NCBI's taxonomy places the organism in Eukaryota, Fungi, Ascomycota, Sordariomycetes, Hypocreales, Nectriaceae. The transcript has a single exon.